AUGGCCGCGAAAUCCGACGGUGCGCCCUGCUCCGUGCGCGGCGACCCCCCCGCCGUCUCCCCCGGCCCGGGGCCGCGGUCCCCGCAGCGCGGUGGCCCCGGCCCUGGCCCCGGCCCCGGGCCCGGGCCGCAGCGCUACCGCCUGCGGGACUGCUGCUGGACGCUGGCCGCCCUGCUCGUCUUCUUCUCGGACGGGGCCUCGGACCUGUGGCUGGCGGCGGACUACUACCUGCGGCGGCAGUACUGGAGCUUCGCGCUCACGCUGGUCUUCGUGGUGGUCCCGUCCGUGGUGGUGCAGGUGCUGAGCUUCCGAUGGUUCGCCUACGACUUCUCUGACGGCGUGGAGAGCGGCGGGGCCGCGGCGGUGGUGGCCGGAGCGGAGCAGAGCGACUUCAGCACCAAGGACAGCGGCGCGGAGCCGCGGGGGGAGCGGGCAGAGCGGGGCUCUGAGCGGGGCGCUGGCCGCGCAGAGCCGGCCCCGCUGCCCGGCCCCGGCCCCUGCUGCAGGGUCCUCGUCUGGGUCUUCCAGGCCGUCGUACACGUUUUCCAGCUGGCUCAGGUCUGGAGGUACGUCCACGCCUUGUAUCUGGGAGUGCAGAGCCGCUGGCACGGAGACCCGGAACGCCGGCACUAUUACUGGCGCAUGAUGUUUGAGAGUGCAGAUAUCAGCAUGCUCCGUCUGCUCGAGUCCUUCCUGAAAAGCGCUCCACAGCUGGUGCUGCAGCUCAGCAUCAUGAUCCACAACAAUCAGGUGCUGCCCCUUCAGGGCCUCUCAGCUUCUGCCUCACUGAUUUCCCUUGCCUGGAUGAUCUCCUCUUAUCAAAAAGUCCUGCGAGACUCACGGGACGAUAAGCUACCCAUGACCUACAAAGCCGUCGUAGUUCAGAUUCUGUGGCACUUGUUCACCAUCGGAGCUCGUACGCUGGCCUUCGCCCUUUUUGCCUCCGUUUUCCAGCUUUACUUUGGCAUCUUCAUCGUAGCUCACUGGUGCAUCAUGACAUUCUGGAUAAUUCAAGGGGAAACAGACUUCUGCAUGUCCAAGUGGGAGGAGAUCAUCUACAACAUGAUGGUGGGCAUCGUGUAUGUCUUCUGCUGGUUCAGCGUCAGAGAGGGGCGCACCCACUGCAGGAUGCUCAUCUACAGCUUGACUGUGUUCGUUGAGAACCUGGCGCUCACCGCUGUCUGGUACCUGUACCGUGACAGUCCUGAUCGCCAUGGUAACUCAGACUUCUAUGCCGUCAUCAUGGUGUGUGUGGUGGCCAGCAGCUACGCCUUGGGCACCUUCUUUAUGUUUGUGUAUUACUGUCUGCUUCACCCCGACGGUUCCGUCUCCGGGUGGGGCUACGUAGUGGAGAAGGAAGUGCCUGUGGAGUCACUGGCCUCCCCCGCCUCCAGCAUCCCCCCCGACCUGGUGAGCAGCCCCCCCAGGACCCUGCAGAGGACUAAAGGCUCAGAGAGGGAGCAUGGGCACGGGUUAGAUGGAGAUGUUUUUCAGGUACGACCUCUUCGGGGAGCUAAGCCCCCAGUGCCUCACCUCACACCCAGGACAGAGGGGCCGGUGAUCCGUAUAGACUUGCCCAGGAAGAAAUACCCGGCCUGGGAUGCUCACUUCAUUGACCGCCGGCUGCGUAAAACCAUCCUGGUGCUGGAGAGUGCCGCCCCGGCCACGCCACGGAUUCAAUACCGCUGCCUGGGCACACCCAAAGAAGUGACGGAGUACGAAACCACCGUGUAAUUCAAUGAAGCUUCUGGGAUGGGGCUCGCUGCCGUCAGGACAUCCUGCCUUAACUGAAGAUGGCAGGAAAACUGCUCUCCCUGAGCAGUCUGCGUGAGCUCCACACCUACUUGAUCGGUCUCUGUGCUCUCAAGCGCUGCACGCAAACAGGCAGAGAAAGAGAAAGGGAUGGAGGGUCGAGUCUUUACGUUCUACGAAGAAAACAUUGUGUGAUAUUGUGCAACAAUGCCGCGUAUUUUGGUUUCAGUGUCAAUUCUCAGGUAGUGAUGUGGGAUUGGAAAAAACCUCCGAUCUCACCGUCUGGUUAAGUUAAUAAGCAGCACAGCCAAGCAGAGAAGUGGCGCUGUAAUCAGAAGGAGGCAGAAAGUCCUCCUCAGUGAGGGUGUGGGAGCGCAUCCGUUCCACAUAGUUGUCAACAGAGAUAAGCCUUUUGAACAUUCAUGUUUAUUUAUGGCAGCUAGGACAUCACCGAGUGAGCAGGUAAGAAGUCAAAAGUGUUGACCUCACACUAAUUCUCAAACACCAUCCUCAGAAUUCUCUACAGGUAAUUACAGUAUCUUCACAGUUGUGUUGUUCUUUAGCUUUAUAGACAGGUUGAAGGAGUCUGAAUAUGCUGCCUCAAUUCUGGGGGGGGGGGGGGGCAGCUCAAAAGCCACAUUUGAGUUGAAUGUAGAAACUGUUGUCAAUGUUAACGUAGUGACGAGGCUUCUCAAGAAUUGCUGUUACUGGGAUUGACAUCAUUCCUGUGGUACUUUUUUCGAGGUAAGAUAAAAUAACCAGAAAUCUGCAUAUGUUUACAGCUAUCUGUUAUUUUUGGGACACCUUCUUUCAGAAUGUGUAUGCACUAAACCAUGGCUACAUUGUGAUUUACAUCAAAGGAUGUAUUAUGCUGGUAGGACUCAAUAUUUUUCAUACUUUCUCAGUCUUACGCAGCAAAAGCAAGAGGACAUAUAUCAUUUUCCAUGUAAAUUACUGUACAAUGAAGAGGGAGUGGCGGAAGGACAGCACUGUCUGUAAUUGUACUGUAGUCAUAUUUUGUGAUCUGAAAAAUGUAGAAGAAAAUAGCUGCAGACUCCAGAUUCCUAGCAAAAAAAAAAGCUUUGAUAUUUUUCAUUUUUCUGCUGUGAGGUACUUUGGUACUUUGUGUUCCAGGUCUGUCGUUUCAUGACUUAUUUAUAAAAAACUUUCACCACAAAAAUGUAUACAUUUGGAAAACAUUGGGAGGACGAUGAUGAAAAAGUACAAUUCUUUUAGUUCAUUUUGUGUUGUGUCCAGCAGCAACGUUUUUGCUGCUCUCUGUAAAUCUGAUCCAAUAAUUAUUGGAAACCGAUUAACUGUAGACCAAGAAUUGUGGUUACACCACUGUAAAUAUGAUCAGGACCCAUCAUUGUAUAGUUUACCUCAAUGUUUUCAUUUUAAUUGGAUAUAUAUUAUAUAAUUAGUGACAAGUACCUUUCUGGAUUUUGGAGACCUGUAAACGAAAUAUUCGCCAUACUUUGUUUGAUCAAAGUUGUUUUCUAUAGAGUAGUCACAAGAGGGGCAUUAAUGAAGUGCGUGUGCUUGUUUCUGUGUAUGUGAGCUCACGUAGCAGCAUAUGUUUGUGUUGGGGGGGGGUUCUGCAACGUGUGUUUGAAUGCAUUUAAAACUGUGCAACUGUGCUCUAGAGUUUUGUUUGGGGGGCGGGGGGUGUUCCUCCAUAUACUAAAGCAGAUACAGUGCCCACAGUUUGCAUCUGGCGUCCCUGCUGCAGACCUCCUAAAAAAAGAAGCUGAAGGCCUGUGGUCUUGGUGCUAACCGUAUGUUUGAGUCCAUCACGCAACAGCUAUGAAGCGUACCAUAAAAGAGCUUGCUGCGGCAGACGUUGACUGGGGCUGUACCUCAAACACAAAGCUGGAAUCAAAAAGCCUUAAGAUGGUCAUGCCAGACUGUUGCUGUUCAGAGGAGGACAAAGAUCAACAAGAAGGUCAAAUACGUUUGGUUAUGUUAUUGUUGCUAAAA
Cololabis saira (Pacific saury) is the source of this 3732-nucleotide messenger RNA. RefSeq names its product XK related 7a (gene xkr7a). The record is from RefSeq and is a predicted model, not a curated record. Gene Ontology annotation, biological process: phosphatidylserine exposure on apoptotic cell surface; apoptotic process involved in development; engulfment of apoptotic cell. The transcript is spliced from 3 exons. Lineage: Eukaryota; Metazoa; Chordata; Actinopteri; Beloniformes; Belonidae. The coding region runs from base 1 to 1734 and encodes 577 amino acids. Gene Ontology annotation, cellular component: plasma membrane.